Molecule: messenger RNA, 5171 nt
Organism: Morone saxatilis (striped sea-bass)
Lineage: Eukaryota; Metazoa; Chordata; Actinopteri; Moronidae
Gene: glis3
Product: GLIS family zinc finger 3
Exons: 11
Coding region: 330-2960 (876 amino acids)
Biological process (GO): regulation of transcription by RNA polymerase II
Cellular component (GO): nucleus
Molecular function (GO): DNA-binding transcription factor activity, RNA polymerase II-specific; RNA polymerase II cis-regulatory region sequence-specific DNA binding
Source: RefSeq, a predicted model, not a curated record
UAAGAGAAGUUCCUGGAAACAGAGGAGUGAGGCGGGACGCUGCGGUUCAAACUGAAAGAUUCCUCAGAGGCUUGACUUCUCUGCUCAGUGCACACACAUCACAAACUCUCAGAGAAACACGGCAGUUGAUCUCCUGGUUUUAUCCAGAUUACGUUCACAGCUCGGCAGACUGAAGGAGCCCCUCAUGCUGACAUGUCACUUUGGGAAAAGUGUUUGCGACAACAACAGGUAUGAGCAGGGGAUUAUCAUAUCCUGUGUAAAUCAAGUUUUACCAUCUGCAGCUAUUUAAAUCAGCUUCCUCAAGAACGUCUAAUGAAUCUGCCGCAGCCAUGAGUGGAAAAGGUUGUCAGCUCCUGGUGUCUCCUUGCAGUGUGUCCCCAUCACUGAGCAUGAUCAGAGGACACCAGUCCCAAUCCAUCAGGAUGCCCAUGUCCUCCCCACAACGGCCCAAUCUCAGUCCCUCCACGGGCAUGGAAAAGGUAAAAAGAGGGGCCUUCCACUCCUUUGCUUCCGGGAAACAGAGCGGAAGCCAUGUUGUCCUGCCAACCUUGAGUCUCCGCAGACAGGUGUUGACCAAUGGGAAGCAUCUAAACAUUUCAACUGCAUCCCCACACCAGCAAGUUCAUCAUCCUCCAACCACAACAGUGACAACUACCAUACAGACAGGAGCCUGCUCCUCUAACAACAGCUUCAAAGCAGGUUGCUCUGUGCCUGGGCCUACAAUGGAAGUAUUUGGUCUGCCCGCUGCUGCUAACCUAACAGUGACCAGUAGUCCCAUAACUGUUGUCACAGGCCAACAGUAUACUGCAGGGCCAUCAGCACCACAUCCUCCAACACAUCCACAUAGUGUGCACAUUCCCCACACUGAUGCCAGAUCCUUACUGUCCAGAGAAUCCCUGGCAUCCACUACCUUAAGUCUGUUUGAAACACAGUCAGUGUUUAGUGGCAGACAUGACUGGCCAUAUGGCUACCGUGUGCUUCCUCCACUUGGUCUACCGCAGUGCUCCACCCAAGCCAGCGAGGGAGGUAUGCAGCUCAGCCUUUCCCCUGGCACAGCCAUGUCUGGCACGACCGUAUCAGGUGGCACUAGCACCUCAGCCUCCCUCCCCUCGUACCUCUUUGCAGGUGAUGGUGGAAGCCCCAGACAGUCUCGUGCUAAGAAGAGAGCUCUCUCCAUGUCGCCUUUGUCGGAUGUCAUGGGUAUUGAUUUCAACUCCAUCAUACGCACUUCACCUACCUCACUUGUGGCUUAUAUCAACGGUUCCCGCAGCUCCCCUCAUCCCACACUCUCACCUGUCCAGUCUGAAGGUUAUGGUCACUUCCUGGGUGUGAGAGGCUGCUCCAUCCCCCAGGGUCAUCCCUACAGCAUGCCAGGCUCUGCGCAGGCUCUGGCCCCGCAGACAGAGUGUGGACGUAUGCAGCUGCUUGAAGAGGGAGGGGGUCUGGAGAGCCAGAUGGCUAACAUGGUGGUGGAGCAGCAGUGCCUCCCAGAGGAAGGAGGGGCACUGGAGACGACUUCAGAAAGCUGCAGCCAAACUACCAACAACCUGCUGCCACAUCUUUUGUUACAGCCAGCCCUGUUGACCACUAUCCAAGAAGCUGCUACUCCACAGGGGCCUCCACCACCCUACCACUCACACCAGCACCUCCACCUCACUAGACGUCAUUGCAAAAUAAAACCCCCUUCUCAGGACCCUCUCGCACAGCCUCCUAUGGUUCCUCCCAGGCAUGGAGUGAGCUUUUUACCCCAGGUCCCAAUGCUGGAAGAAGAAGAAGGAGAGCUGGAGGACUAUGGGUCCCACUGCUGCAGGUGGUUAAACUGUAGUGCAGUCUAUGAGCAAAAGGAGGAACUGGUAAGACACAUAGAAAAGUUACAUGUGGACCAGCGGAAGGCUGAGGAUUUCACAUGCUACUGGGUGGGCUGUACGCGCAACUUCAAGCCCUUCAAUGCCCGAUACAAGCUUCUGAUUCACAUGAGGGUCCAUUCAGGAGAGAAACCCAACAAGUGCACGUUUGAAGGCUGCAAAAAGGCUUUCUCUCGUCUAGAAAAUCUGAAGAUCCACCUGCGUAGCCACACGGGGGAGAAACCCUAUCUGUGUCAGCACCCAGGAUGUCACAAGGCCUUCAGCAACUCAAGUGACAGAGCUAAACACCAGCGUACACACCUGGAAACAAAGCCAUAUACGUGCCAGGUGCCUGGCUGUGCAAAGCGUUAUACUGAUCCCAGCUCCUUAAGGAAACACGUGAAAUCACACUCUACAAGAGAACGACAGUUACGGAAGAAGUUGAAGUCCACUGAUGGUGUAUCCCAGGACACUCUGACAGACUGUUUAACCAUCCACCCUCUGCAGCCAUGCCUUUCUCCUCUGGCAAGGAUAGACGACAACUUAAACUCUUCCCCUUGUACGUCUCAUGAUUCAUACUCUGCUGCUCCACAGGGACAAGACUCCUCCGGCAAUCCUCACCUGGCUCUGUUGUGCUCCUUACAAGAUGAUUACAGGUUUGUUGAUCCUUCCCCUCACCAGCUCUUCCCCAGAGACCAGUGUGGGCCUUGCUCUUCCACCUGCCUCCAGCAUCCUCCCAAUGGGAUGUCCCUGCAGAACAACCAAGAUCUGAAGCACCCCAGCCAGCCUCCUGAUCUAGCAGUUCACAAUCCAGAGCUCCCAGGGCAGAUGAAGAUUCUAUAUUCUCCUCCACAAUAUGGUGGGAUCACAGCACAGACAAGCUCGAGUCAUCUGAUGCAAGAUGAUGCCUUUGGUGACAGCCUCCCUCCAGCAGUCAAUAAUCCCAAUGGGGUUGCCACCUUACAAACAGCUCUUUCCUGCAUUACAGGAUUUGAUGUCCACAGCCGGGCAGACAUUAAGGAUGUGGAUCCUAAACAAGAUUUGCAUGGAGGGGAUUUCUUCACUGUGGUGGACCACUGCACAAGCCAGGUCUCCUGCAUCUACACAGAGGGAUGAUAUCACUCAGUCGCCGGUUUUGUUCCUUUGCACUGUUUUAUGUCCCCAUUUCCAUUUAAAUAAAAUGGUCAAUGGGAAGAAUACUUCAGAUGGCACCAUAACCUGACGGAUGCAUAAUUAAGCAAGUUUCUCUCUUCAACUAAAUCUCUAUAAAUGAAUCAACACUCUGCCUUCUGCCCCCAUAAUCAAUGUACAGUAGCCUGCAGGAUUUUAAUGUUUACUUUCUAGUUUUUUUUACAGCUUGUGUAUAACAUGUAGUAAGUACUUGAAGUAGUUUCUGGUGACAUUUUGCACAAUAUUCAACACUGUAAUCAAAGCAAAGUAUGCAAGGGAUCAUUUAUUAUAAGGUUUUUCUUAGAACCAUGGCUUUGUAACUAUAGUAACAAGACAGCCUUACCAUUUCACUGUAAUGUUCAUAGACAUAACCUGUUGUUUGAAUAUAGUAAUAUGCUUUGAGUGAUCAUGGGGUGGAUUUUUGAUACCAGUGAUUUACAUGUUUUAGUUAAUUACUGCAAAUGACUGACACUUGAUAUUGCAGUUGACUUUCGAAAAACGUGGCAUUUUUGUACCUGUUUUUCAUUUCAGUUCAUUUCCAUAUAGUAUGAAAAUUAACUUUUGGAGACUUUAAAACUUGCUUGAAAUAGGUCAACUAUCAUAGUGAUUAUUGCUGUUUUUAUUUUUGCCAGUUACGUUAUUGUUGUGUUUUAAUGCAGUGCAGACUUCUCAAUCUAAUUUGCACUUUCAGCUGCAUUACCAUGCAAUGAUAACAGUGUAGUGAAAUGACUAUGAGGAUUCAAAAAAACUGUAAAAAAUUCUAAGGCAAGCUUUGAAAAAUUAUUAGCAGCAAUGUAAAGUAUGCACUGAUUUGUACUAAUUGGGCUAAAAUAUGCAGAAACAAUGCUAUUGUAUCAGGAAAAAGAAGUAAAUCAUUUGUUCCCUUGUUUGUAAUGUUGUUAAAUGUGAAGAUGCACCAGAGCUCUUGAGGAUCAGUUGGUGGCUAAUUUUAUUGAAUUUUUUUAAAGCUCACCACACAGAUAACAGAUACAAGGUUACAGUUCCAACACCCCCCUUCUAUCAGCUGUUCUGUCACUUAAGAGCAAGGCCAAGGAUUAUAUCUUUACCGCUCUCAAAAAUAAUGCCACAGAUAGUUAGUGUGGAUACUUUGUGUGGAUUUCUAAAAUUUGUAAUGCCUUUGUUGAUACUUUAAAAAGCAGCAGCUUUGCACACCAUAAACCACAUUUUCCCAGGCAAAGAUAAACAAAUUUAAUUGUUCAAGUAAGUACCUCUAUGGAGUCAGUAUCUCUAUCUCUAUAUUUGCAUUAAAGACAACAAGACGUGAAAAGGUACAACAGAACAACUGCUUCGUGGUAGCAUUAUAAAUAACUUAAUAGUUCUUAGAACAAGCUAACAUAAAUCACAGAAUUAAUUAUCAACCACAGCUGUAUACCUGAACACCAUGAAAAGCCACAGGUCCAGCAGGCACCAGUCUUCACAGCAGCGUAUUUUUCUUGUUUGAAAUUGAAAGGACAAACUGUAUUACUUGAAAAUAAUUCUUUUAGCAAAAGAGUGUCAUGCUUCAGAUGGGGGUUUCAGUAGUUGCUUAGCAACAACAACAGCUUGUCCAAAAAGCAUCUGUUUAGUACUGCUUACCAAAAAAAAAGUGUUGCGCAGUGGACACAGGUGGUUGGUUAAGCUUUGUAUGCAGUAGGAUGCCUCUUAACAAUGCUGGCUUUGUUUGGUCACCUUUCCCAAUUAAAAAGUUCUGAAUGAUUUUAGCCUUACUUGUGGUGCACAAUGUAUGAAAAUGACUAUAUUUGUAUAUCAAUAAUUUGAGGUUCAAAUAUUGUCAAUAAUUGCUUGUCAACUCCAGUUUUGUAAAACUAUUUAUUUUGUUUGUUUGCUCUGCUAUGUCAGAAAAACAAGGCUUAGGCUGAGAAUUAAACAAGGAGCAUUUAUUUUGAUUCAAAAGCAUAACACGAUCAGCUAACACCUACAAUGAUAACAUUUAAUUGUUCAGGUAGAAAGACGCAUUCAUUAGGAGGGGUUAACUUUCCAAUAACAAAUUAAGACAGUGGGAAUAAUUGCAAAAUAAAACAUGAUCCUGUUCUCCUCCACAAAUGGUGGGUUAAAAGAAAAAGACGUUUUCUGCAGUCUGCUCAUUCUCAAAUCUGAGGAACAAGAAAUGGCUAGAACAUGUUUGGACAAGUGAGA